Messenger RNA from Halichondria panicea, 531 nucleotides. RefSeq names its product E-selectin-like. The record is from RefSeq and is a predicted model, not a curated record. The transcript has 3 exons. Lineage: Eukaryota; Metazoa; Porifera; Demospongiae; Suberitida; Halichondriidae. The coding region runs from base 1 to 531 and encodes 176 amino acids.
AUGGGUGACCAAACAAAGACGUGUACUGGAGAUGGCAACAGCACUACUGGUGCAUUUGAUAGAUUACCUCCAACUUGUGAGCCCAUAACAUGCCUCGCUGUGCUCUUCCCGAACAACGGCAGUAUUGACUUUGGUGGAGCUUCACCUGAUGAAAACAGCACAUAUGCGUUUAAUGCGGUUGCUAACUACAACUGCGACACUGGGUUUUCUCUGGUUGGUGACCAAACAAGGACGUGUACUGGAGAUGGCAACAGCACUACUGGUGCUUUUGAUAGAUUACCUCCAACUUGUGAACCCAUAACAUGCCCCGCUCUGAUCUUCCCAAACAAUGGCAGUAUUGACUUUGGUGUAGCCUCACCUGAUGAAAACAGUACCUAUGCUUUUAAUGCGGUUGCUAACUACAACUGUUACACUGGGUUUUCUCUGGUUGGUGACCAAACAAGGACUUGUACUGGAGAUGGCAACAGCACUACUGGUGCUUUUGAUAGAUUACCUCCAACUUGUGAACGUAAGUGUAUACUUUUGUUUUGA